Messenger RNA from Paramecium octaurelia, 333 nucleotides. The record is from the annotation of a GenBank genome assembly. NCBI's taxonomy places the organism in Eukaryota, Ciliophora, Oligohymenophorea, Peniculida, Parameciidae.
AUGAAAUAAUAUCAUGGUGUAAUUUGCAAUAAAUAGGAUCCUGAUGAAAAUUUAGAUCAUAUUAUUACUAGAUAAUAUCCAAUAAAAGCAAAUAAUAAUGGAAAGAAAUAUGAAUUGAAUUGGCCAAGAUUAAUUAAGAAAUAAGUUAAAUUAAUUUUUGAGAAUAGAGAAUUACUACAAUAAUAACUAAUAGAAAUUCAUUAGAACCAGAAUUUUAUGAAAGUUUAUAAUGAAUUAAUUAAAAUAAAUGACAAUAAUAAAAAGAAAAUGCAAACUAAAGAAAUAUUAAUAGAAUUGGUUGCAUAUAUUAAAUCCAUUCAAAAUCAAUAAUGA